Eruca vesicaria subsp. sativa (arugula) is the source of this 1451-nucleotide messenger RNA. The record is from the annotation of a GenBank genome assembly. Lineage: Eukaryota; Viridiplantae; Streptophyta; Magnoliopsida; Brassicales; Brassicaceae.
AAAACUUAGGUCAAAGUGUGAAUCAUAUUUUAUUCGUCCGACACUCUUACCCUACACUCUACACAGCAGACAAAAGACAACAAAAACAAAUACGAUGUCCACUCCCUUCUUCCCGACCGAAGUCACCACCGACAUCUUCUCCAGACUCCCCGCGAAAUCCGCCGUCAAGUGUCGCACCCUCUCAAAGCAAUGGUCCACCAUCCUCACCUCUCCAGACUUCGCCUCACUCUUCCUCACUCACUCCUCAACUCGUCCACGUCUCCUCUUCGCCGUCGAACGAAACGGUCUCUGGACCUUCUUCACCACUCCUCAGCCUCACCCUCACUCUCCUCUCCCUCCUUCCCUAACCGCCGAGUUUCACACGAAGGUCAACGGAGACGUGAGCCGUUACCUCUGCAGCUACGCCUCGGGUUUGAUCCUCUUCCCUGACCUCUGGAUUCCGAAGGUGAGCAGCUACUCCGACCCUGUGGUGGUCAACCCCGUGACAGGAAAGUACGUGGCUUUACCUUACUUGACCGUGUACAGAAAGUCACGAGCUUUUCUAGGGUUUGAUUCUGUCGGAAAAGAGUUUAAGGUUUUGGCGGAAGAUCAUCCGUUUUGUGGUCUCAGAGAUCAUCAUCAGGUUCUGUCUUUAGGAGGAGAUGGAGAGUUGAGUUGGAGGGUGAAGAAUGGUCCACAAUACGACCAUUGUAUGUCCGAAGCGAUUCAGAUCGGUGGUGUUUUGUAUUAUUUAGCUGAGAACAUUAGUGACUUGCCACGUGUCGUUGUUUGCUUUGACGUUAGUUCUGAGGAGUUUGAGGUUAUUGAAGCUGAUUGUUUCUCUGGUGAGGAGGUUGUGAAGUUGAUUAACUACAAGGGGAAAGUCACUGGUGUUAACUGGAAGUAUGUUAAAGUUGAUGAUGGGAAGAUUGUUCUUGAACUGUCUGUGUGGGUUCUUGAGGAGGAGAAAGAGUGGGUGAAGUCUGUUUAUGUUUUGUCUGAGGAGAAGAUUGUUCGUUUUUGUAAUUUCUCUGUUGGUGGGAUGACUAGUGGAGGUGAGAUUGUUUUGGCUAUGGAUUACACUACGAAGAAGCCUUACUACGUCUUCUUCUUUGAUCCGGAGAAGAACACUCUUAGAAGCGUUGAAGUGAAAGGGUUUGGUGAUGAGCUUGAAGCGAUUGGGACUCGUGGGAGAGUUCGUGUCUUUGUUGACUACGUUGAGGAUCUAAACGUUCAUGAUGGGAAGCAGCUCAAGUCAAGCUUCUCUGCUGAAAUGAUGAAGCUGGUGAAAUGAUGUUAAUCCAAACUCGCUUAAUAACCUUAUUAUGAUAGAAUUAGAAUCUCUGAUGUGAUCUGCCGUCUAGCUAAGUCAUCUCUAGUGGAAAUAAUUUUUAAUGGACUAUGUCUUGUAAGACUUCUAUGUUCAAAAAGUUUAAUCAUGUUAUAAGUUUGGUAACUCAUUUCAGAGUUUG